Messenger RNA from Penicillium oxalicum, 3783 nucleotides. Its product is annotated as GTPase-activating protein BUD2. NCBI's taxonomy places the organism in Eukaryota, Fungi, Ascomycota, Eurotiomycetes, Eurotiales, Aspergillaceae. The record is from RefSeq and is a predicted model, not a curated record. The transcript is spliced from 2 exons. Gene Ontology annotation, biological process: regulation of GTPase activity. The coding region runs from base 1 to 3783 and encodes 1260 amino acids.
AUGGAGUCUGAUCACUCACAUGAACAUAAGCGAAGCUCAAUGCACCAAGCCUUUCACAGUCGCCCUGUGGAAAGACGACCGAGCAAGAAAUCCUCAUCUAGGGAUCGACAUGGCAUGAUCUAUCCUGAUAACUUUCGCGAAACAAGUAUACGGGCGGUAACCCCAGAUUCACAUUCUCCUCUUUCCGACGCGGAUUACCCGACCGGCAACAGCACGAGUGCCCCAUCCCCGCCAUCGAACAUGCGGUCACAUACGACCGAGCGAGGCGAGGAAGAGGCCCCUCCGGAGGUGAGAAACCAGCGUACACGGUCACGAACGACGACUCUCGAGGAACAACGGGGGGAUAUGGCGUCAAAUACUUUUAAGACUCGGGCGCGGAUUGGAUCGGUCAAUGCGAUCAGCUCGGCCCAAACCAGAAAGGUGGAUACUAAGACUACCGAGGAUACCGCAAGUUCAAUCGGAUUCCCUUCAAUACAUUCGCCUAACUAUAUUGGGCAGGCUGUCACCCGUCAACGAUUUAGCCGGUCCCAAUCCUCGGGGCUGACAACCACCGUCACCCACAACCAAGCUGCUUUUGCAUCGCCACUGUCCAAAACAGAUGCCGCCAAGAUUCUCCAAUUGAUGAAGACGACCUGCGGUCGUAUGCAUGGAAUUCUUUCGUUUCGGACCGCAGCUACGGAGUCGUCAUCCUCGAAUUCUUGGACAUCGGGUUAUUGUGCCAUCAACGUCGCUACGGGCAGCUUGAUCUAUCAAGCAAAGGGCGAGCCCGCUCUCGCGAAAACGCUCAUCCCCGAUCUUCGUGGGUGUCGGGUCCGCACAUUAUUUGAUGCGGAACUACAGACCACAUGCCUCAGUGUACAUACUUUUACCUCUGGACUCGGCAUUCAGCUUCGGCCUCACGUGAACGAAACCUUUGACUCCUGGCUCGCAGCCCUCCUUUGUUGGCAACCAAUCCGUCCCAAGGGGGUCCAAAACAAGAUGACCAAACCUCAAGCUGUCGUCAUCGGAGACCGUCGCAUCACUGAGCGUCGUCGAAACUCGGAAAAUGCUUCCCAAAAGGACGCCGCCAUUAUCAAGGUGGGAAAGAUGCUCUUGUGGGACAAGCCCUCGGCUUCUGGGGCUCGACCUGCGUCUGUGCGUCGGGUCUCUACCUAUCGACAAUCCAGAGCGUUGAACUCUUCCUGGCAGCGGGUAAGCUGCACACUGCAGGAGAAUGGAUUUUUCAAAUUGUAUACAGAAUCCGACGUCAGUCUCGUCGCCACGAUUCAAUUGUCUCAGCUAUCGCGAUGUGCAAUCCAGCAACUGGACUCAUCGGUACUCGACGAUGAAUUUUGUAUCGCCAUUUAUCCACAAUACACUGCACAUCCCGUUGCUGACCCUAGGAUGCGUCCUAUCUAUCUUGCUCUGGAAACUCGUGUCCUUUUCGAAGUCUGGUUUGUGCUGCUGCGUGCCUUCACCAUUCCUGAACUGUAUGGCCCCGAAUCUCACGACCGCGAACGGGAUCCCCUGGCUUCUGGCGCCAAAGCUCCCACUCAUGAUAUGUUCCGGAUUGAACGCAUACUUAAUCUCAGAGUGACCGAGGCGAAACUUUUUCGACCUAAAGAAGAGGAAACCCCUCGCAGUCGGAAAAUGUCCAGGUCCCACAACCACUCCGCCCCCGCAUCGCCCAAAGUCAGCGAUUAUUACACCGAAGUUCUGCUCGACGGUGAAAUUCGUGCAAAGACAGCAGUCAAACACCGCACCACAAAUCCGUUCUGGCGCGAAGAUUUCACUUUCAGCGAUGUACCGCCUGUUCUCUCCCAGGCCUCCAUCCUUGUUAAGACACUCAAUCCUACGCAAAGAGACUGGACCUUGAUUGCCCACGGGACAUACUCCGGUCAAGAUGUGACCGCCGCAAACAUGCUGGAUGAGAUUGAGAUUUCCACAAACGACGCUGUGUUUGGACGAGUAGAUCUGCGCCUCGAAGAGUUGGACCCUGGUGUUGACACGGAAAAAUGGUGGCCCAUCCUUGAUGACCACGAUCAGGCUGUGGGAGAAAUGUUCAUGAAAGUUCGCAUGGAGGAGACUGUUGUCUUGAUGUCGGACGAGUACAAGCCCAUGCAUGACCUCCUUCAUGCUUUCAACAAUGGCUUGACAAUCAACAUGGCACAAGUGAUGUCUUCUGAGCUGACUCAACUAUCCGAAAUGCUUUUGAACAUUUAUCAAGUCUCCGGAGCGACAGUAGACUGGAUCUCUGCACUCAUCGAAGACGAGAUUGAUGGCGUGCACAAGGAGUCAACGGCCAACCGGCUACGCUACACGACGAGGAUCCAUUCCAAUGAUUCUCGUGAAACUGCUCAGGAUCGAGAACUGCUUGUCAGGGACAUGGGUCGCACGGCCACCGUAGAAGCUAACCUUCUCUUUCGAGGGAACUCCUUGCUCACCAAAGCACUCGAUCUGCACAUGCGCCGACUUGGCAAAGAGUAUCUCGAAGAGACCAUCGGAGAGCGCAUUCGCGAGAUCGAUGAGAGUGACCCGGAGUGCGAGGUUGAUCCUGCUCGGGUGCCACGAUCAGAGGAUCUCGAUCGCAACUGGCGGAAUCUCAUUACUCUCACGACGGGCGUUUGGAAGUCGAUCGCGAUGUCCGUUCCUCGAUGUCCCGCUGAACUAAGGCGCAUUUUCCGCCACGUGCGAGCGUGCGCGGAGGAUCGUUAUGGCGACUUUCUUCGGUCCGUCACGUACAGCAGUGUAUCCGGUUUCUUGUUCCUGCGGUUCUUCUGCCCGGCAAUUUUGAACCCGAAGUUGUUCGGGCUACUGAAAGACCACCCUCGACAGCGGGCUCAGCGCACCUUGACGCUGAUUGCCAAGGCCCUGCAGGGACUUGCCAACAUGACCACGUUUGGCAACAAGGAGCCCUGGAUGGAACCAAUGAAUAAGUUCCUGGUUGGCAAUCGCGCUGACUUCAAGACAUUUGUGGAUCAAAUCUGCAACAUUUCCGCCGAGCGACCGGCUGCUCUAAUCACGCCAUCUUACACGACGCCUUUACAAAUUCUGGGCCGUUUACCAGCCACUUCUCGGGAAGGGUUUCCAAGCCUGCCGUUCCUGAUAGACAUCUCCCGAUGCUUUGCCAACUUGAUCAGGAUAUGGCUAGAGGUAGUUCCUGAACGGCUGUCUGAACUGGAAGAGGUCGACCCUCUUCUUGCAAGAUUCCAUCAAUUAGCGCUGCGACUGCAUGACCGCACCGAGGAGUGUCUCAAAGAAGCCGAGCAAGCGGAACGGCCCAGUGUGAACCUUGAAAUCAAGUGGGAGGAACUGGUUGACUCUAUGGAGCGAGCAGUCACCUUCUACGACGAGACUUCUAGCCAGACCACGGUUGCCUCAGAAACGCCUGUGACAAACAGCAUUGUCACCACCUCUUUAUCAUCGGCGUUGAACACGCCUGGCCAUCGCGGCUCAAUUGGGUUUUUCAGCCCUCGUCCCUCGAUGCCGCGCCGCUCAACCGACAAUGCACCCGAGCAAGAUGAAACGCCCCCGAGCUCGUCGUCGGCGAACUGGGAUCAGUCACGCGUUCCUUUCAACAUUCCUCGAUGGUCGGAUCCUCGGGAUAGCACUGGGAGUUCGAAAAAUUCAUCCACCUAUUCCCUCGAGUUCUCAGAGAACUCCAAAACUCGCCGAUCCAGUGUCACCAAGGAAUCUUCCAGCAAAUACCGGUUCUUUGACUUUGUGCCUGCUCCUUCGCGUCGUAAGAAGGAUCGAGAGCAGUCUCAGCAUCAUUCGCACGAGGACCUUCGAAAUGAGAUAUGA